This is a messenger RNA of Anas platyrhynchos (mallard), 3666 nucleotides long. RefSeq names its product RAB6A, member RAS oncogene family (gene RAB6A). Gene Ontology annotation, molecular function: GTP binding; GTPase activity. Lineage: Eukaryota; Metazoa; Chordata; Aves; Anseriformes; Anatidae. The record is from RefSeq and is a predicted model, not a curated record.
GCGGCCCUGAGGGGAGCGGCGGCGCCUCCAGCUCCGGCACCUCCCGGGAGAGGUGGGGGGGGGGGAAAAAAGGAGAAAAAAAAAUAAAAAUAAUAUACCGGGAGGAGCAGAGAGCUCGCUGGGGGGGGGGUUAGGCUGCCGGCAGCGGCACCAUGUCGGCGGGAGGCGACUUCGGGAACCCGCUGCGGAAAUUCAAGCUGGUCUUCCUGGGCGAGCAGAGCGUGGGGAAGACUUCCUUGAUCACCAGGUUCAUGUACGACAGCUUUGACAACACCUACCAGGCAACAAUUGGCAUCGACUUCUUAUCGAAAACCAUGUAUUUGGAGGAUCGAACAAUCAGGUUGCAGCUGUGGGAUACUGCGGGUCAGGAACGUUUCCGUAGCCUCAUUCCCAGUUACAUCCGUGACUCUGCUGCUGCUGUAGUAGUUUACGAUAUCACAAAUGUAAACUCGUUCCAGCAAACAACAAAAUGGAUCGAUGAUGUCAGAACGGAAAGGGGCAGCGAUGUCAUCAUCAUGCUGGUGGGAAAUAAAACAGAUCUAGCAGAUAAGAGACAAGUGUCCAUCGAGGAAGGAGAAAGAAAAGCCAAAGAGCUGAAUGUAAUGUUCAUCGAAACUAGUGCAAAAGCAGGAUACAACGUAAAACAGCUUUUCCGACGCGUGGCAGCUGCCCUGCCUGGCAUGGAAAGCACACAAGACAAAAGUAGAGAAGACAUGAUCGACAUCAAACUGGAAAAGCCUCAAGAGCAGCCUGUCAGUGAAGGAGGCUGCUCCUGCUAAUACCACGUGGCUUCUCCCCUUUUCUCCAGAACAUCACAGCUUCCCCUCCCUUUACUCUUCAUUGACUGCAGUGUGAAUAUUGGCUUGAACCUUCCCCUUUCAGUAAUAACGUAUCGCAGUUCAUCAUCGCUGGCUGUCUCGUGGAGAUGAUCUAUUAGCUUCACAAGCACACACACACACACCCCCACACCAAGAAAAUGUCAGUGUCUUCAUUUAUUUAUAAGAAAAAAAGAAAAAAAAAGCCAAAAUAUUCCAGCGUAUUCUAGUUAUAACUUGAAAAAAAAAAAGAGAAAAAAAACGAAAAAAAAAAAACAAGAAUAGGUACAAUUUCUUAAUAUUUGUUCCUUUUUUUAAUAUGUUAACGAGAUUGCACUUUGAAACGGUGGGAACCCAGGAAGUUUUGAAUUAGACGAGCAGUAGGUGCGGGAGAAAACGCUUGCAAAACCUCAAAAACACCCGGCGAGGGCCAGGCAGCAGGCGGAGGGUGAAGCAAACGCUGGCCUUAACCCGUAAUAAAAGACGACGACAACGAAAAACAAGCUCUAAAAUCCUUCGAGGUAGUCCGAGGGGGUUUCCAAAACCCCAGAGCUUUUUUUUGGGGGGGGGUUUGAGAGCAGGACGGGCUGCCGGGAGCUUUUAGUUCUGGCCGAGGCGAGGCGAGCGCGGUGGCGAGGCGGCGUCCCGCAGGGGGUGGCCGGCUUGCGAAGGGUUUUUUUUUGGUUAUUUUUGGUGAGGGGGGGGAAAGGUGGAAAGCGAAACACUUGCAGGAAACAAAAGAAAAGAGGCUUGGAGUGCAAGAUGAGGUUUUUUUAUUUUAUUUUUUUUUUAAAGAGCAUUUUUUUCCUUUUAGGUAGAGCCACCCACCAAACGGUGACUGCCCGCCGGGUGGGAGCGGAGCGGGGCAGCCGCGGCGGGGGGAGAAGGAGUUUGCUGCUUUUUGAGUUUUCUUUUUUUAAAAAAUAAAGGGGGAAAAAAAAAAACCUUACCCCAGGACUGGGGGGCCGCCGCCGAGCCCUGCCUGGGGCCCUUUUCUUUUGGCAGAGGGACGCGGAGCGGCGCCAGGCCAGGCGGGGACGGGGAGAGAGGGGCGGCAAAAGGGGGCUUGGGCCACGCAGAAACGUAGCUGGAAGAGCGUAGAGGGAAAGGAAAGGAGUUGUAGGAUGGAAACCAACUUACGAUUAUGCAGAUUAAUGCCUUGAUUUUUUUUUUUUAGCUUUUUUUUGUUUUUUUUUUACGUUCCGUCUUCCGAGUUGGGUUUAGUUUUUUUUCACUAGAGCUGUAUAGUUUGGGUGAAUAACGAGUAAUUUAGUUUCCUAUUUAACUAGGCUUACGAUUAACCGGUUUUCUUCGAUAUUUAUUUCCUUGCUUAAUUUUUUUUUUUUACGAUUUCCAGUAUAUAUAUAUAUUUUUUUCCCUUUCGUUGCUGAGGAAUCCGUGUAGAGCUUCGCUGGCGUUGCGCGAUGUAGCUACCCGAUGAAACACAGAGAAGCGAGCACACUCGAAGUGCACCCUUUUAACCUUUACUAGUCAUUGUGAAGUUGCUGUGUAAGUUCCUAAACACAACUUGUAAAUACCUUGUUUGCUGGGCGAGUACGGCUGGGUCGCAGUGCAGGAAGGAAUUGGGCGAGCCUGGCUUGCGAUUGCCGCUCCGGGAACAAUUGCAAGCGAAUAUUCAGGCUCCUCCUUCGUUCCCUUCUUGCCCCUCUACCACCUAAAAUUACCAACCGGGGAAGGGAAGGGAAUCGUCCUCAUCAGUUUUCACCGGGAAACGGGCACGGGAAGCUUUUUGGAGUUCUUCAUUCCCGAGACGAACGCCAGGCGCGUGCCCUGCCCUGGGUGUAGAGCAGCUCUGCACACCGAUAAGCGAAAGGCAGAAGGAGAUGUGGAAGUGCUUUUCUUUUUGACGUGGCAUGUCUUGAAAUAAACAUCGACGAUAUGUGACCAAGGAUCAUUCUUUAUUUAAAAAGAAACUCUCGAGGGGAAGGAAACCUGGCUACUUUUCCUGUAUUGUACUGUUCCUAACUGUGCGAAAACCAUCCAUCAUCUCGCUGCUUUUUUUUCACGUUGGUCCUUCCAUUGCUUUCCACGACCACUUCCAUUUUUUCUUUUUUUGGGCUCUGGCCUAACCCAAACCCGACGUUUCCUCGCAGCUCUGAGCUUUAAGCACUGGCUUUGCAGGGCGCUGCCUCGGGGAUGUGGGUUUUGGUGAUCAGGUUCGGGAGGCAUCCCCGUUACCACCCUCGAGCAAAACCCUCACAGGGGUUGCACCCAACACCACAGGGACCAAAUUUUUGGUCCCCGAGGUCUGCUCAGGACCUCCAGGUGCGUUUCAAUUUUGCUGGUCCUGCAGCCGGUGCUUAAGGCGACAGCGGGGCUCCCUCCUGCCCUUCUCCUUCCCAAAAUAAAACCUCUCCCAGGGGAGCGCAGGAGCAGCAGUCUGCAACUUGCUUGCGCCCUGAUGCCUCCUGCCAUCUGUCUCUUCAUUUUUUAUUUUUUUUUUGGCUUCUGAUUUGAUUUUUGCUCCAUCAGCAUGGCCGGUAGGGACCAUGGGACCAGGCUUCUUUUGCGACGACUUUGUUUAAAAAAAAAAAACACAAAACAAACAAAAAAAAAACAGCGAAGGUUUCUGCUCUGUUUCUUUUCUCCUCCCCGCUCUGGCUUGAUUGUUGUACAGUCCAUCCUGCGGCUCCCCAUCCCUCACUUUUUGUCUUGAAUCCGAGUAAGUGGAAGAAAUUUGUUCUAAAGGGGAAAAACAAAAACAAAAAAAAAAAAAAGGUUCCUUUUCUUCAUGUCGGAAUGUCACUGGUACCUCAGCUCUGUUUGAUAAUAUGAAACGACGACGAAAUCCUUAGCGCUUGAACUAAAUAAAUCCCUGUCUCAUUGGAAA